ACUGGCAGCUCCACAAGCGAUCAACCUCAAACCCUUCGGUUUACCUUCUUGAGUUUUCUGCCCGGGCUGCUUUAGUAAACAUUAAGGUAUCCCUAUGUGUUGCAUUGAUCGCACAUUGUCACCAAACCAACAGCAUCAUACCUAGCUGAACUCACAGAUCAACCUCUCCAGAUCGUCAACUGAAAUCCAGGGGAAUGUUGAAAUUCUGGCAAGAUGGCUAACUACGGCGGCGAGGCUGCCACUUCCUACGACAACGAACAACCCCUUCCCCCGCCCAAUGCGUACCAGAAACAUCCUCUACCACAAGGCGCCCACUACAACGGCUCGACACCCAGCAACCAAUAUGCGCCGCCCCCUUCGUACCCUCCUCCGCAGUCAGAGCCUAAGGGGCCCCCACCGUCGUACGAUGAAGUCUUUGCUAUCCAGAAGCCGAAAUGGAACGAUGUCUGGGCCGGCCUUCUCUUCCUGGCGACCUGUGCUGGAUUCGUUGUAGUCUCGGCGAUAUCCAUUCAGGGAUAUGCUGUUACCCGCCGCGAGAACUCAGGCGACCUCAACGGCCAACUCAAUACCUUCGGCUUGACCACCCACACAAUCUACCUCUUCCUAUGGGUGCUCAUCGCGGCCACCGUGCUUAGCUAUGCCUACAUGUUGCUUGCCCGCAAGUUCACCAAGCAGUUCGUCUGGCUGACCGGCAUCCUCAACAUUGUUCUCGGCUUGGUCACGGCCAUCUACAUGCUCAGCCGGCGCUACUACUCGGGCGGCAUCGUGUUCCUGCUCUUCUCCGUCUUCAUGGUCAUCUGCUUCCUCAGCUGGCGCCGCCGCAUCCCCUUCAGUGUGCUCAUGCUGCAAGCAGCCAUGGACGUUGCCAAGCGCUUUGGCCACGUCUACCUCGUCAGCGCCGUCGGCGGGUUGCUGGGGGCCGCCUUCGCCGCGUGGUAUUCAGUGACACUGGUCAGUGUGUACGUCAAGUUCGAGCCGAGUACAGAUAAUCCUGCCUGCCGCCAGGGUGCUGGGGGGUGUAGCUCGGCCAAGGUAAUUGGGUUGAUUGCUUUCAUCACCUUUGCCGCGUACUGGGUCUCGGAGUGGCUCAAGAACACGAUCCAUACGACCAUCUCGGGCGUGUACGGGUCGUGGUACUUCAACUCGAAAAAUUACCCGACCAAGGUUACGCGUGGCGCGCUGAAGAGAUCUUUGACGUACAGUUUUGGAAGUAUCAGUUUGGGGAGCUUGGCGGUGGCCAUCAUCAACUUCCUGAGGCAGCUGGCGUCGGUUGCGCAGCAGCAGGCGGCGGCUGAAGGUGAUAUCUUGAGCACGAUUCUAUUCUGCAUCGUUGGCUGUCUGAUCUCAAUCCUCGACUGGGCGGUGCAUUUCUUAAACCGCUACGCCUUUUCGCACAUUGCUCUGUAUGGCAAGGCGUACAUCCCGGCAGCCAAGGACACAUGGAGGAUGAUCAGAGACCGCGGGAUCGACGUCCUCAUCAACGAGUGCCUGAUCGGCCCCGUCCUCGGCAUGGGUGCCACCUUUGUCGGCUACGCCUGCGCUCUACUGGCCUACCUCUACAUGGUAUUUACGAAUCCAGCCUACAAUGCCACUGGGAGUUUUACACCCGUCGUCGUUGCCUUUAGCUUCCUUAUCGGCUUGCAGAUAUGCAACGUCUUUACCACGCCUAUCAGCAGCGGCAUUGACACCAUCUUUGUCGCGGCCGCCUGGGACCCCGAAGUCAUGAUCAGGGACCAUCCGGAUUUAUAUCAUCGCAUGGUGCAGGUGUAUCCGCACGUGCAGCAGGCUAUUCACGCUUGAGGGCGGUGACGGCGUUAAGGGUGAGGCGGAGAAGGGAGACGAGCACUGAAUCAGAGAGUGGAGUAAUCAUCAUCUCAGUGAAUUUACCCAUAGACUGCUGCGGGUUCAAGAGAAUUCGAGUAAUCCGUAAUGAAUAAGAAUGAAAAU
Molecule: messenger RNA, 1947 nt
Organism: Parathielavia appendiculata
Lineage: Eukaryota; Fungi; Ascomycota; Sordariomycetes; Sordariales; Chaetomiaceae
Product: DUF580-domain-containing protein
Exons: 4
Coding region: 214-1800 (528 amino acids)
Biological process (GO): transmembrane transport
Cellular component (GO): plasma membrane
Molecular function (GO): transmembrane transporter activity
Source: RefSeq, a predicted model, not a curated record